Molecule: messenger RNA, 2391 nt
Organism: Lytechinus variegatus (green sea urchin)
Lineage: Eukaryota; Metazoa; Echinodermata; Echinoidea; Temnopleuroida; Toxopneustidae
Exons: 10
Coding region: 160-1818 (552 amino acids)
Biological process (GO): positive regulation of T cell proliferation; T cell costimulation; cellular response to lipopolysaccharide
Cellular component (GO): external side of plasma membrane
Source: RefSeq, a predicted model, not a curated record
AAUACACAACGGAUAAUAAUCAUGUGUGAGCAAAUAUAUCUGAUACUACAUUUCAUUUUACUCAUACAGACUCUACUCACAUUAAUGGAACAGGGAAGCGCUAACGUUAUAUUGACUGAUUGAUACGUCAUUUAUUUUCAUCGAAAUCUGAAAUUUGUAAUGGAUGAAAUAGGAAAAGCAUCUUGGUUUAGCACAUUUCUGUUAGUAUGUUUCCUUACUAGAGGUUGUUUGGCCAGGGUAUAUACUGAAAAACAUGCAAUAGGAUGGUUUGGUGAGACGGUACGUCUCCCAUGUGAAUUCCUCUACACGGAUGUCCUUGCAUUGUACUGGAUGAACAGCAGUGGUGAAACAAAAGUAUCGUAUUUCAAAGGCGAACUUGUGAGCUUCGAUGAACGGUUUCGUUUGAACGACGACUAUUCAGUCGAUAUCCUGAAUUUAACGGUGUCAGACGAAGGAGAAUACACUUGCAGAUUAGAACUUGAUUCUGGAGAUAGUUACCUUAAUAGUUCCGAACUCACCAUCUACGCGUCUCCAUCGAUGCCUCAGGUAACAAAUUGUGACCCUCAGUCAACAAAUAACCCAUACCAACAUCUGUGCAUCGUUGAAGCAGCCAACACAUAUCCGUUUAACCUAGAAUGUGUUGUCAGUGGCUUCAAACCCGAUGUAACCCUUGAAUGGACGUCAUCUGGUAAAGUGAAGCAACCCCUUGGAGAUCCAUCCCAGAGGACAUUGCCCGAUGGAAGAUAUGAAAAGGAGGCGACCAUCACUGUGGCUGCUAAAGAAGACGAAGAACAAAAUUUCACCUGUACGGUAAGGGGCAAUGCAACCAAUGGCACUGACAGGUCAACAACCGUUACUGUGCUGGUUCCACCUCCGUCGACAGUGAUCGUUGAACCUAUGAGGAGUGGACUUUCAGUUGGAGUCAAGGUUGCGAUAUAUAUCUUUGUUAUACUGCUAUUGAUAGCCAUUGGAAUAGUCGCUUUAUUUGUGACUUUGCUGGUUCUAAGGAAGAAGAAAAGACUAUCGCCCCUAGGUGAAGUAGUCUUGAAUGUCAUUCCUUGUCUGAGAUCAGUAUACUCGAUGCCUAUACCAGAUCCAGAAGAAGUGAGAUUACAAAAUAUCAAGGAAGAAUUAGCUGAUCUACGUAAACGUUUACUGGACUUCAAAUUUAAGCGAGAUGGAUCCAUGGUGAAGUCAGCACACAUCGGCUUGUUUGGAGAAAUGGGAGCUGGAAAGUCGUCCUUCAUAAAUUCUCUUGAAUUUGCACAUACAGGCAAAUAUAAAGAGAGUCAGGUGGUCGGUGACCUGGAAUCUGGUGGAGGAAAAACCAUUGCACGCACUGUCCUAAAGCUCACUAAGAGCAUUCAUAUUUUCGACAACCGAGGCAUGGCCGACUUCCAGAAAAAUUACCUGACUGAAGUAACCGCUCAGAUUCGUGGAGAACGCGGACCAGACAUAGAAAAAAUCAAGCCAAGUGAACAGGAAGAAAUACAUUGUGCUGUCUUUGUGUACAAAAAGUCUCCAUUCAGUUGGCAAUACGGACUUGCAUUCAUUGGGGACUUCGCCAAGGAGGUCAGGCAACACACUGGUCAUCCCCCAAUGAUCGUCAUUACCCAUGCAGCAUCGCUUACCGAAUCGGAAAGAUACGACAUCAAAACAGAACUUGCUACCCAAGAUGUAAAUGAGAACGUGUACUUUUUCGAAAAUUACACGAAAAACAAUUGCUUGGAAGAUGAAGAAAAAAGUGUUGAGUUGCUGAAGUUCCUUGAAGAUGCUCUCAGCAAUUCUGGAGGUAAGGUGGCGCACAAAGACAGAUAAAAAAGGUAACGCCUAUGAAGUCAAAAUCCAAGUCAAAGAAAGAAAAGAAACAUAAACAGGAAGAACAACCGUCGACAGUAACUACGAGAGACCCAGUGCUGAUAAUGCUCAUGAAAACAAGUAGUCAAGUCAAGAACCCCAACAUCACCGUCAAGUUGGGUAUGACUACAUUUUUUUUGCUGGAAGUUGUAGUAUAGGGUGUCUACUCCCAGAAUCCGAUGGGUUCCACCUUGGCACCCUUGGGCAUUUUUAUUGACGUCAUAGGCCACGCCCACUUUCUCACAUACCUCUUAUAUAUGAUUUUCAUAUUUUACAGAAUUUACAUGUCCUGUUUGGUAUCAAAUAAAAGCUAAUGAAAAAUCAAAUGCAAAUAUAUGAAUUACUGGGAAUUUUAAUUACGAAAAGGUCAGUUAUAGGUCGUUUAAGGUCAUGAAAGGUCAAAUUGUCUUACAAAUAAAAGUAAGACAUAUAAUGCGGAACAUACCAUGCUUUAAAUACAAACAAGUUAGGUAUUAGAUGCAUUUUUUGCAAAGGUUAAGUCAGAAAUAGAAAUCGUCAAAGAGUGAGGAGGUA